UGGACCUGAACAUUUCAAACAGAAGAAGACUCUUUUUUUUUUUUUUUUUUUCCCCCUUAAAUUUUUGUGUGCGUGUGGUUCAAGUUGAGAUUCAAAUGGCGCCGUUGUCCUCAUUGCGUGCGCUUUUCUUUUUUGCCCCGUUUUUGUGGGAGGGUCUGCGGGUAAGCGGUAGCCCCUCGGGUUGCGCGUCCUGCGGGUCCCGCUCCCUGGGGAGGGACGCGGAGGAGAGGCUGAUGGUGGAGCUCGCCAAGCAGCAAAUUUUGGACAAGCUGCACCUGAAAGAGAGACCCACGAUCUCUCAGGCCGUGCCCCGGGUGGCGCUCCUCACGGCGCUGCGCAAACUGAACUCGGGGCGUGUCAGGCAGGACGGUACCCUGCAACUAGACAACAAAGUGCUACCCAAAGACCCAGGCUAUGAAAUAGUCAGCUUUGCCGAUCUAAAUGAAAGUCUGCACGGGGACGAGACAAAUCUCAGCCUUACCUUCCAGUUCCUGCAAGAACAUGGCCGCGGUAUCCAGGUGCUGCAGUCUUCCCUGUGGAUCUACGUCCGCUCCUCCAAGUCGCCCCUUCAAGUGCCAGCUCAAGUCUUCCUCACCGUGGACGGUGGAGCGUCAAACCGGACCUUGGUGAUGGAAAAGAUGCUGGAGGUCCAGGAGAGUAACUGGCACACCUUCCCCAUCAGCCGCACCCUGCAGGCCUUCCUGGACGGUGGCCAGAAGCGACUCCAUCUGGAAGUGAGUUGCGACGAGGACGGGAGAAAUCUUUGCUCCCUGGAAAACUCCGCCAACAGCUCGUUUAAACCCUUCCUGGUGGCCCAGGUGCGUCUGCGCGACGACCCCGCCAGACACUUGCUCAGGAAGCGCUCAUUGCGGUGCGGCGAUGACGUCACCGUGUGCUGCAAGAAAGACUUCUACAUCAAGUUUAAGGACAUCCAGUGGCACGACUGGAUCAUCGCGCCCGAGGGCUACCACAUGAACUACUGCGUGGGGCAGUGCCCGCAGCACCUGGCCGGGUCUCCGGGUAUUGCCGCAUCCUUCCACGCUACCGUCUUGAGCCAGCUGAAGGUCAACGGCAUCAACACGGCUGCGUCUUCGUGUUGCGUUCCCACGGAGCGACAGCCUCUGUCCAUGGUGUACUUCAACUCUCAGCACAGUAUCAUCAAAACCGACGUGCCUGACAUGAUCGUGGAGUCCUGUGGGUGCACAUAACGAGUUUAUAGGCUUGUGUAGUCAUUUUUUUAUGCAGCAGUCCUAGAGUAUUGUAUGUGUAGUACAGAUGGUCGCAAACGGCUCUCUAUUGGUUCCAAGAAGACAAAUUUGAAGACAAAGGAAGACUGAUUAAUUGCCUAAAACGACUGCUUUGAACCAAAAUGGUCGACUUCCUGUUCAGUUUUGAGACCUUUUCAGGCAUCCUGUUGUGAAACACGUUUUCACUUAAUUUUAAGUCGAUCGGUGAUAUUGUUGAUGGCGGCUAUCUUAUUUUGAAGUUUCCAGCAGAAGAGAUUUUGGGGCAUUAUGUUGAGGAUUAAAAAAAAAAUACAUAUUUCCACCAGUCUGGCACAUCUUUCUAGGGUACCUGCUUCUGACUGAGGCAAGAAACCGUCUAUGAUCGUAAACGCUAAGUAUUGAUUUUAGCUAAUUUAGCCCCAGCAACACUUGUUAGAACAUAUUGUAACAGGUGAUCAAGGAUAGACACAGCAUCUGGUCCGCAUCCAAUCAUUUUAUUAAACAGUCACAUUCAUGCACAAGCUGCUAAGGCCUACGACUGAUGGAGGGGCACUCGAAAAAUGCACAAGGUAAACGGUUCGCCCGUUUACAGACAGCCGCAAUCCUGCCAGUCAAUUCUGCGCUUUCAUUUGCUGACGCACACGUCACUCACCAGGCCAGGCUCCACCUUUUAAAGGCACACACACGCAAAAGAUAGAAUGUGGCGCUUCAGGAAUAAAAUGAAUAAUGUUUGUACUUCACGUGCAUAUUUAAUUUUUUAUUAAUGCGAAAAUACCCUUUUUAUUCAAUUACUUGAUUUAGCAAAGAGCCCAUGAAAACACUGGAAGAGUUAAAAAGAAUGAGCUAAGCAAAAUAUGUCUAAUCAGCAUCUCCACUGUAUUGUUGACACAAGCGGUCUUUUAAGUUCGGCAACACGGAGAGCUUGUGGACACAAGGUCAUAAUUUGACAAACAUUGGGACACGAUUGCAUCAGUGGUCAGGUAAUGUGAAGGUCCGCAUGGCGGGCGGGUCAGAUGGGCAUGUGCCGCUGUAUGUUGUCGCGUAUAAUCGUCAAAAGUCCAAAGUUUACUGGUGCGAUGUAUAAUUAGAAGCUUUCCAACAAAACGCAGCCUGUUAAUCAUUGCGCGAGGGGGACUUGACAUCAUCCCACUUGCGCAACAGGCGGUCAGCUCGCUGUGUUUGAUGUUUGGGGCGGAUCCAAAAUGCCAGUAUGCACAUUGAUAAUCAUAAAAACUAAGAAG
This is a messenger RNA of Syngnathoides biaculeatus (alligator pipefish), 2467 nucleotides long. RefSeq names its product inhibin beta B chain. The record is from RefSeq and is a predicted model, not a curated record. Bases 96 to 1208 code for a protein of 370 amino acids. Gene Ontology annotation, molecular function: cytokine activity; hormone activity; growth factor activity. NCBI's taxonomy places the organism in Eukaryota, Metazoa, Chordata, Actinopteri, Syngnathiformes, Syngnathidae. The transcript has 2 exons. Gene Ontology annotation, cellular component: extracellular region. Gene Ontology annotation, biological process: SMAD protein signal transduction; BMP signaling pathway.